Messenger RNA from Schistosoma margrebowiei, 1452 nucleotides. The record is from the annotation of a GenBank genome assembly. Lineage: Eukaryota; Metazoa; Platyhelminthes; Trematoda; Strigeidida; Schistosomatidae.
AUGAUUACAAUAUUAACAUUCAUUUAUAUGAUAUUAUCAUUAUUGAAUCAAUUCAUUAUAAUAUAUGGAAUGAUACCAGUACAAUGUGGUUAUAAUUUAACUAGACGUAUACCAGUAUGUUGUCCAUUGAGUAGUAUUAAUGGUAAAGUAUGCGGUGGACCAAAAUAUGGUGAAUGUAUAGAAAUAUGGACACCUAAAGAGAAAGUACCAAGUGUAUUUUUAAUAGAUGAUAGAAUUGAUUGGCCAAAACGUUAUUUUACAUAUUUUUGUCAAUGUUUUGGUAAUUAUUUCGGUGCAGCUUGUGAUGAAUGUUGGUUUGGAUGGAAAGGUCAACAUUGUAAUAAACGUUCAAUUAAAAUACGACGCGAUAUAAAAACAUUAACUGAUAGGGAAUUAUAUAUAUUUAAAAGAUUAGUUGUAUUAAGUCAAACAUGGCCAUCUGGUUAUCUUUUAAUUGAUGAAUCGGAUAACUGGAAUGUUGAUCCAUUGACAAAACCUAAAUUAGAACAUGCUUCUGUUCAAUACUACAUUACUUAUUUACAUCGUUAUAGUAGCCGCAGUACAUUGUACAAAAAUGUUCAGGAUUGUGAAGAUUAUGGAAUAUUAAAUUUCAAUCAUGAUGGUGUUUGUUUUUCAACUUGGCAUCGUUAUUAUAAUCUGUUAUGGGAGAGAUGGAUGACAAAAAUUGCGAUACAAGUAUUUGGUAUAUCAGAUUAUGCAACACCGUAUUGGGAUUGGAUCGGUUUAAGACAUUGUGAUAUAUGUACUAAUAGAUAUAUCGGUGCACCGGGUAGACGCAGUGAAAUGGGAUUACAUAUAUCAUCUGGAUCACCAUUUAGUAAUCUAACUGAGUACUGCUAUGAACCAAUGAAAGAUAUGCUUUGUUCUGGUUGUCAGAGAGGUAGAAAGAAAGGAACAAUUACACGGGAAUUUAAAAAAGGGAAUCUUCCGGAUGUAGAGGAUUUGAAAUAUGUUUUAAGCUUAAAACAAUUUUAUGUUCCGGGUGAACGUAUCAGUCCUGUAUGUCUAUCAUUUAAUAUCGCAUUAGAAGGAUUUUGCGGUCGACCUGGUGCUGAUCCAAAUAAUAGAUGGUUUCAUAAUAAAAUACAUGUAUUGAUUGAUGGAAGUAUGUGUUGUACAGGGACAGCAAGCAAUGAUCCAUUAUUUAUAUUACAUCAUGUAUUUAUAGAUAAAAUAUUUGAAUGUUGGUUAAAGACAUAUAAUCCUAGUCCAGAAGAAUAUCCAGAUAGACAUGUACGUCCUGGACAUUCAAGAUAUUCAUUUAUUGUUGGUAUAAUACCACUUGCUAGAAAUAUUGAUUUUUUUACAUCCUUAACAAAUUUUGGAGUAUAUUAUGAUAAUAAAAUAUUUGGUAGAUAUGCAGAGGAUGGAAGACCACCAUUUUAUUGUUCCAAAAUGGAUACUAUCACAAAAGGUUCUUAUUAUUAUUGA